CUAAUGAGCCGCAGUCAUGGAAUCACGCAGCGUGCUUCACACUCAGCUGUUUUCAGCUAUUCAGCUCCACUGUGAAUGCAACUGGAGUGGGCUUGUGCCUUUCCAGCUUUUCAGAUGCCCGAAGAUGCUGCUGCUACUGCUGCUCUUCAUCCUUUUGGCCGCCACGCUGCUGGUUUGGAAACGGCAGGGCAAUCACUGGCGUCGCCUGGGACUGGAGGCACCGUUUGGCUGGCCAUUGGUGGGUAAUAUGCUGGACUUUGCCCUGGCACGACGCUCCUAUGGCGAGGUUUACCAGGAGAUCUACACUCAGAAUUCGGGACUGAGAUAUGUGUGCUUCUAUCGCCUGUUCAACGAGCCCGCCAUUCUGGUGCGCGACCAGGAGCUGCUGCGCCACAUCCUGGUGGGCAGCAACUUUGCCAACUGUGCGGACAACGCCGUCUACGUGGACCACCAGCGUGAUGUCCUGGCCAGCCACAAUCCCUUCAUCGCCAACGGGAAUCGCUGGCGACUCCUGAGAGCCGACCUGGUGCCACUCUUCACACCCAGUCGAAUGCGCCAGACCUUGCCGCAUGUGGCCCAAGCUUGUCAGUUGCUCCGGGAUCAGGUGCCCCUGGGAAGGUUCGAGGCCAAGGAUUUGGCCACGCGCUAUACGCUGCAAGUGGUGGCCUCUGCGAUCUUUGGGCUGGAUGCCCACUGCCUGGGCAGUCGAGAAAAGGUGGCUUCACCAAGUCGCUGGCUGGAGUGGCUGGCACCGCUCUUUCAGCCAAGUGCCUGGAGUUUGCUGGAGACCAUGUCACUGCUGCACUCGUCCCGCUUGGGACGCCUAAUUGGCCACAGAUACGUACCCCUGCCGCUGCAGCAUUGGUUCAGGGAGUUGGUGGCAGCAAGAAGUGGCGGCGACAACCUGCUCCAAUGGCUGGCGGAGAGCAAGAGGGGCUUGGAAAUGGAGGAGCUGGCUGGACAUGCCACCACUCUCCUGCUAGAGGGCUACGAGACCUCGGCAAUGCUACUGGCAUUCGUCCUCUACGAAUUGGCCCUCAAUGAGGAGGCCCAGCAACGUCUGCACUUCGAAUUGGAUGCAGUGGCUCAGCGCCACGCUGGCAAUCUGCUGGACCAAGUGGCUCUGGGUGAGCUGCGCUAUGCUGAAGCUGCGCUCUUGGAGGCACUGCGUCUACACCCGGCCAUGCAGGCUCUGCAGAAGCGCUGCACCAAGUCAUUCACGCUUCCUGCCCAGAAAUCAGGAGCAGGAGAACUCAAGGUGCAUGUGGGCACUGUGCUGGUGCUGCCCGUUCAGGCCAUUCAUCUAGAUUCCGAAUUGUAUCCGGCACCCAAGGAGUUUCGUCCAGAUCGCUUUCUGCAUCAGCCACCACCAGUGGGCUGUCGGUUUUUGGGCUUCGGUGCCGGACCACGAAUGUGUCCGGGAAUGCGACUUGGGCUGCUCCAGACGAAGGCUGCCCUGGCCACACUGCUGCAGGAUCACUGCGUCCUGCUGGCGGAUGAGGGGCAGUGCAGGGUGGAGGUGUCGCCGCUCACUUUCCUCACCGCCAGCAGGAAGGGCAUUUGGCUGCGUUUUGAGAGAAGGACACCUGGAUAAGGCAUUAAAGCCUGUGUAAAAUGUGA
Molecule: messenger RNA, 1620 nt
Organism: Drosophila yakuba
Lineage: Eukaryota; Metazoa; Arthropoda; Insecta; Diptera; Drosophilidae
Gene: Cyp308a1
Product: probable cytochrome P450 308a1
Exons: 4
Coding region: 17-1594 (525 amino acids)
Molecular function (GO): monooxygenase activity; iron ion binding; heme binding
Source: RefSeq, a predicted model, not a curated record